Amphimedon queenslandica is the source of this 405-nucleotide messenger RNA. RefSeq lists its product as uncharacterized. The coding region runs from base 1 to 405 and encodes 134 amino acids. The transcript has a single exon. NCBI's taxonomy places the organism in Eukaryota, Metazoa, Porifera, Demospongiae, Haplosclerida, Niphatidae. The record is from RefSeq and is a predicted model, not a curated record.
AUGAACACCUCAGAAUCUACUGAUGGCUUCUCUGCUGCUACCCCUGCAACAGCCUCUCCCACUGUAGCUGCGGUCUCACUGAAACUGCCCCCAUACUGGCCAGUAGACCCUCAGAUAUGGUUUGCCCAGGUAGAAUCACAGUUGAAAACCCGCAAUGUCACAUCCAAAAUGACCAUGUAUGACUAUGUUGUCAGUUCUAUCUCUCCAGACAUUGCUACCGAAGUUCGAGAUAUAGUCCUCAAAACUUUGGGUGCAGAUCAAUACGACACACUCAAAGCUGCUCUAAUUAAAAGAACAGCUGCUUCUGAGCAGCAUUGUUUACAGCAACUGGUGACUGGUCAAGAACUUGGGGAUAGGAAGCCAUCACAGCUCCUACGUCGAAUGGAGCAGUUGUUACAAGAUUAA